AUAAACUUCAUUUAUUUUACAAACAUAAUACUUUAUACAGACUACAAUGAAAAAUAAUUUGCAAAAUUACUAGGGGAACACUAUAACACUAUAUACAAUAUACUCCACAAGCUAUACACAAUUAGUUGAAAAGGAAGGAGCAGCAGGAGUUCCAGGUCGAAUUCUGAAGACAUGGACAGCAAGGGCCGCCAAGUCAUCGUCUGCGACAAUGGGUCAGGGUUCGUCAAGUGCGGAUAUGCCGGUAGCAAUUUUCCAGCCUUUGUCUUCCCAUCGAUGGUGGGACGGCCUAUUAUUAGGGCGGGAAACAGAAUCGAUGAUAAGGCAGUGCAGGAUUUACAUAUCGACGAUGUGAUAAUUGGCGAUGAAGCCUCACAGCUGCGUUCCCUGCUGGAGUUGACCUAUCCAAUGGAUAAGGGUGUAGUCCGCAACUGGGAGGACAUGUGCCACGUGUGGGACUACACAUUCGGGCCUAAAAAGAUGGAUAUCGAUCCAACGAACACAAAGAUCCUGCUGACAGAGCCACCGAUGAAUCCCACCAAGAAUCGCGAGAAAAUGAUCGAGGUGAUGUUCGAAAAGUAUGGCUUCGACUCGGCUUACAUUGCCAUCCAGGCCGUGCUGACGCUAUACGCCCAAGGUCUAGUCUCGGGAGUGGUGAUUGACUCCGGCGAUGGUGUGACCCACAUAUGUCCCGUCUACCAGGAGUAUUCCCUGCCCCAUCUGACACGGCGGUUGGACAUCGCUGGUCGCGAUAUCACUCAUUACUUGACUAAGCUAUUGUUGCGGCGUGGCUACGCCUUCAAUCACACGGCCGACUUUGAAACGGUGCGCAUCCUGAAGGAGAAGCUCUGCUACAUUGGCUAUGACAUCGAAAUGGAGAAUCGCCUGGCCUUGGAGACAACGGUGCUGGUGAAGUCCUACACACUGCCCGAUGGACGAGUGAUCACGAUCGGUGGUGAACGAUUUGAGGCACCGGAAGCUCUGUUUCAGCCGCAUUUAAUUAAUGUCGAGGGUCCGGGAAUUGCGGAACUCGUCUUUAACAUCAUCCAGUCGGCGGACAUUGAUAUCCGGUCGGAGCUGUACAGGCACAUCGUCCUGUCCGGGGGCUCCACUAUGUACCCGGGUCUGCCCAGUCGGAUGGAGCGAGAGAUCAAGCAGCUGUACUUGGAGCGGGUACUCAAGAACGAUUCGGAAAAGCUGGCGAAAUUCAAAAUACGCAUCGAGGAUCCGCCACGACGCAAGGAUAUGGUCUUCAUUGGCGGUGCUGUUCUGGCCGAGGUGGCAAAGAACCGCGACGGCUUUUGGGUAUCCAAGCAGGAGUAUCAGGAACAGGGACUCAAAGUUUUGCAAAAGCUACAGAAGAUUAGUCACUGAAGUCCCAGAGAGAGACAGAAAGAGAAAGAGAAAGAAGUAUCAGUUAUUUAAAAAAAUUUGCAAACCAGAAGUAUUAUAAUAAAACAUAUAGUUAA
Drosophila kikkawai is the source of this 1466-nucleotide messenger RNA. Its product is annotated as actin-related protein 2-like. Gene Ontology annotation, molecular function: actin filament binding. Gene Ontology annotation, cellular component: actin cortical patch; Arp2/3 protein complex. Lineage: Eukaryota; Metazoa; Arthropoda; Insecta; Diptera; Drosophilidae. The record is from RefSeq and is a predicted model, not a curated record. Gene Ontology annotation, biological process: Arp2/3 complex-mediated actin nucleation.